AUGGCUCGGAAGGGGUAUGCACCACUGCCCAGCCAUGAUGGGCAGACGUCGGAACAGCCGAUCGCUUCGACCUCAUCGUCAUCGUCGUCACCGGCAGCUCCGAGAACAAGCGCCGGCGACGAUCGUGGUGCACAGUCCGCUUCGCACGGCUCAUCCCCACAAACCACCUCGACAACGACCACAACAGCGCAACAUGUCGAUCUGAUGUUCAAGAAAUGGACCACCGUAGUCAAGCACAAGAUGAGGCUCAGUCGAUCCGGCCAACGACGCGCGAACGCCAAGAGGAGAGCCCAGCACGACCUCGAUCGCAUUCAGCGCAGGGAUAGAAAACUCGCGGUGCCUAUCCUCGCGAGUGUGUUUGGGAGGGAUGGCGUCGGCAGUGAGGACGAGGGCAAGGCGCAGAGCGAGGGGGAUUGGGAGACGCUCGAUCAUGAACCGCCCCUGUCCGACGAGGCCUUCAACGAGUCAGUUUGCGGCAACGAGCUCGGUCGAGUACAUACCGCCUUCCUUGGGCACAGAGACUGAUCCACUGACAAUCCUCCCAUCUCCAGGCUCGUCGACCAAGUGAGGGAAGCCAUCUCGCUCAACGUCCAACCACGCCUCAACUCCAAAGGGUCAUCAGGCUCCUAUUUCGCCAAGGACAAGCACUCCCACACCUUGGCCAUUUUCAAACCCAAGGACGAGGAACCCUAUGGUAAUUUGAACCCGAAACUUACCAAAUGGUUGCACCGCAAUUUCUUUUCGAGGAUCAUCGUGAGUGGUGACUUGCACCGGGAAAAGCUCGACCCUUUGCGCAGACGUGACUACUAACGUGGCCCUCGUCUCUUUUUUUCAGCCCUUUGGUCGCGCGUGCUUGAUCCCCCAACUUUCGUACCUCUCUGAAUCGGCCGCAUCGUUGAUGGACCGUCGUCUCGAAACGCACAUCGUCCCACCGACCCAAGUCGUCCCCCUCUCCUCCCCCGCCUUCUUUUACGACUGGAUCGACCGCGAGCGCGCCCAACGCCAACGCCAACCCGUGCCUUUACCUGACAAACCAGGCAGCUUCCAGGUGUUCUUGAAAGGCUUCAAGGACGCGAGUGAUUUCUUGAGGGAGUUUCCUUUGCCGGGAAGACCGGAGAGUCAGACGAUGGAUCGGAGGAGUUAUAGAAAGGGCAGGGGGAAUUUGCUGGGACCUUUGAGAUGUCUUUGUGGGAGGGUAGGGGCGGACGUUGAUGACGAUGACGAGGAAGACGAAGAUGGGGAGGGGGAGCCGCAUCGCUUAUUGGACAGCGAAGCUCCGAGUCGACGAGGCACCUUUGGGUUCCUCAGUGGUGGCGCAUCGACAACCCCCGACGACGAAACGGGCUUCAAAUGGACCGAAGAGAUGCUGGAAUCCUUCCGCGAGGAACUGGAGAAACUCGUCAUUCUCGAUUUCAUCAUACGCAAUACCGAUCGUGGGCUGGAUAAUUUCAUGAUCAAGCCUUGCCUGUGCGCUGAGGAGGGGAGAGAGGAGAGAUCAUGGGGGAAGAAGCAGGAGGGGAUGCUGGGGGUGCAUGGAUCGCGGACGAAGGCGAUGGCACCGACGACGGAACCGCCGAGCGCACAACCGCCCAUGACGGAGAUCAAUGCUCGAAAUAGGAGGAAGUCGCAUGUUGCGAACCAAGGGGGGACGGCGUCGUUGUCGGAAUCGGAAACGGAGGCCGCCGCCACCGUGACUCGCCCCCACCUUCACAUCGCCGCGAUCGACAACUCGCUCGCAUUCCCCCAUAUGCAUCCCCUUGGGUUCCGGACCUAUACUUACGGCUGGCUCUACCUACCUCUCACACUCAUCGGUCAACCCUUCACCACCAAAACUCGACGCCACUUUUUACCUCUUUUGACGGACCCGGAAUGGUGGGCCGAGACGACCCUCGCUCUGAGGAACGAGUUUGCGAAGGACGGCGAGUUCAGAGAGGACAUGUUUCGGAAGCAGAUGGCGGUGAUGAAGGGACAGGCGUAUAAUGUCGUGCUGAGCUUGAGGAGUGAGGAGGAUGGUGAGUCGCUUCCUCGCGACGGGGACUGCUUGAGUAGGAGCAGUGGGCUGACGUUAAACUUUGUUUUCACAGGCCCGAUCGAGUUGUGCCGAAGACCGAAGAAACUCGUCUGGGACGACCUCAUCGAAGUCGCCGACCACGUCAUCACCGAUCAGCUCCUCGCUUUCACCGCCGCGGGUGCUUCCGCGAAUACCGCAGCUCGUGCAGCCGGCAUCGGCAACGCGAGUCACGCAUCGGGCCAAGAGGAGGACGAUCGUGCGCCGACUCCGCCGCUUCAACAGGCUUCCCCACCGCCGAUGGAAUCGAUCACCACACCUCCGAGACCUUUGUCACCUCUACUCGAUGCCUCUUCGGCACCGACAUUCGCGUUCGAACCGAACGUCACGCGCAAUGCAAUCGCAGAGCAGAGCGAAGGGUCGGUCCUGCGACCGGUCCCAUUACAACGCGUCUCGACCGGUGCGGCCUCGAACAAGACCGUUCCCCUUUCGGCUGAACCGGUCACGACACCCAUCGCGAUGCCUUCCCCCGCUCUAUCGACGACGCAUUCCAUGUCGAAUUCGAUCACGAGGGGGAAAGGUCACAAGGCGAGUUCGUCGAUCUCGUCGGUGUUGGGAUCCUUUCCCGAGGAGAUUAAGGGGAUCAUGAGGGGGGUGGAUGCGGUUGAGCAGUUGGAUCGGAGGGAGGGGAACGCACGGGGUCAGAGAGGAGGGGGGCUCAGAGAGGUUUUGGAUGAACACGAGGAGGAGGAUGACCAAGUCGAUGAAGAGGACGAUGUUGACGCCGAGGGACCGACGUGGGGCGUGCAAUCGGAGAAUGAUAUACGGCGCCCUGCGAGUCGACCCCAGUUGGGAGGAAAGAAGGGAUCGUGGAAGGGAGUGUGGACGAGUACGCAUAGGAAGAGUGGGAGUUAUAGUGAUGCGCGGAGUUUGGGAGUGGGCGGAGGGAGGAUGAGGAGUGGGUCGUUGGAUAUGGGACGGGGUGGAGGGGGGAGGGGGUCGAGUGAGUGGGGCGGAAGGAGGAGUGGGGAGGCUGGGAGGCUGUCGGGUUCGGACGGUCGGAGGGGAGCGAGUGAAGCUUUGUUGGAGGAAGGUGAUGAGGAGGGGGCAGAGGAGGAAGAAGGGUUGAAGACCAGGGUCGUGGUGGUGGAGAGGCUGGAGGUCUUGAGGGAGCGACCGAGGACAUUCAUUUGGUGCUGA
Microbotryum saponariae is the source of this 3208-nucleotide messenger RNA. Lineage: Eukaryota; Fungi; Basidiomycota; Microbotryomycetes; Microbotryales; Microbotryaceae. The record is from the annotation of a GenBank genome assembly.